AUGCUCCCGAAUUCCCGGGCGACUCCGCCUGAGCGGCAACAGGAGCAGCAACCGAAACGACGCCGGGUCACCCAGGCAUGUAUCUCUUGUCGAACACGGAAAUCUCGCUUUGACUACCGUAGACACUUUCAAGAGAUUGAAGAUCGUCUAAAUCAGCUCGAGUCUCUGUUUGAUGAGGGUUCAGUAAAUGUCCAGAGCUCUUCCAUGAAACCAUGGAACACUGGAAACACGACCGAGCAUAAUGAUCGCAAUUCUAACACUCCUAACCUCAUUUCCACAAGUGAUGAUCCUCUAACAGGCUCUAUGGGAUCGGAUGAUCCCACGGAUGGAAUGGGGCAUUUUGUUUUUUCCGAUGAGGAAGAUCGCGCCUACUUUGGCCCGUCAUCCAAUAUCGCCUUCACGUCAGAUCUGUCUCGGGCGUUGAAACGUGUGUCACGUACCCGAGGCCGGUUAUCACCAGGCAACCAACAGACCACCACGCUACCAGAGUUUCACAUCGCGAGAGUCUCGCGUCCAAAUUCGCCGGUUCCCCGUGCAGCACCAUGGGUGGCAGAGGAUCAUCAAGAAGACAAUGUAUCGACGUCGUCAGUCUUCUAUCUGCCACCGGACCAGGAGACGUCAGCUCUGAUCGACCAGUACUUUGCCAACACAGGAUUGCUAUUUCCCUAUCUCCAUGAAGAGACGUUUCGUGAAACAUAUGCAAAGCUAAAACAUAGCAACGCGACUACACGGCGCACAUGGCUUGGGGUCCUUAAUAUGGUACUCGCCUUGGCCACGCACACGACGGUGCUGCAGAUAGGCCAAGUCGACAAGCGUCAAACACAAUCAGAAAGAUUUUAUCGCCGCGCUAACGGACUUUGUGCGGAGUAUGUGAUGAAUGGGGCAAGCCUAGAAAUUGUUCAGUAUCUGCUUCUAGUCAGUCAGUACAUGCAAGGUACAAAGUCAUCUAUUCAAACCUGGGCAACACAUGGGCUUGCCGUUAAAGUGGCUUUACAACUCGGGCUACAUUCGGCAGAAGCAUCCAAGCGAUUUCCCUCUAUUGAGCGUGAGAUUCGCAAGCGGACAUGGUUUGGCUGUAUUGUCCUUGACCGAACUCUGAGUAUGACAUUUGGCCGUCCUGCCUCGAUCCCAGAGAAUUAUUCUAGACUCGAACUACCUAUCUAUUUUGAUCUAAUUGAACCGCGCGAACGCGUGAUCGAGGCACGCCAUCGAUGCCGAUAUAGCACUGACUUUUUCAAUGCUACGAUUCGCCUUUAUUCCAUUCUAGGAAACGCUAUCGAUCUCCUCUACGAAGGAAAUUUGGGCAGCGAAGACAAAAUUCUCAACUACGAGCUGAUAACCCGUGUGCUACGUAUGCGUCAUUUACUCGAGGAGUGGACUGAACAAUUACCCAAACAUUUGGGGCUCAUCCGAGCGCAGAAUUGCACAUCCCAGCUUGGAAAGGACCCAACUAUCGACCGAUUCCGGACCAUCCUGACCCUGCGGUAUCACAAUAUCCGGCUUCUUAUCCAUCGCGUAGUUCUAGUUCGACUUUGUGACUCGCUUGACGACCUCAACGCGAGGGGCCAGGAUGUCCUGGCCUUGCAAGAUGUCGCCUGGAGUACGAUGCAAAUUGCUACCGACUCUGGAAAAUCAAACAGCAACCAAGUUAUUAUUCAAAAUACAACCAUGUUUACCCAAUCGAAUGAUUAUCAUCAAGACAACUCGGUUCCAGACGAGCAAAUUGCAGACCAGAAUCUGUCGUUUCUGGACUUUGACUUUAUGGCUAAUGAGUUGUUUGAUGUUACGGAUGACUUUUUGCAAGGUCGAAAUUUCUAA
Talaromyces rugulosus is the source of this 1818-nucleotide messenger RNA. RefSeq lists its product as uncharacterized. Gene Ontology annotation, molecular function: RNA polymerase II cis-regulatory region sequence-specific DNA binding; zinc ion binding; DNA-binding transcription factor activity, RNA polymerase II-specific. Gene Ontology annotation, cellular component: nucleus. The record is from RefSeq and is a predicted model, not a curated record. The coding region runs from base 1 to 1818 and encodes 605 amino acids. The transcript is spliced from 7 exons. NCBI's taxonomy places the organism in Eukaryota, Fungi, Ascomycota, Eurotiomycetes, Eurotiales, Trichocomaceae. Gene Ontology annotation, biological process: DNA-templated transcription; positive regulation of transcription from RNA polymerase II promoter by galactose.